This is a messenger RNA of Ochotona curzoniae (black-lipped pika), 3079 nucleotides long. RefSeq names its product FERM domain containing 3 (gene FRMD3). The transcript is spliced from 14 exons. Gene Ontology annotation, cellular component: cytoskeleton. The record is from RefSeq and is a predicted model, not a curated record. Lineage: Eukaryota; Metazoa; Chordata; Mammalia; Lagomorpha; Ochotonidae. Bases 181 to 1974 code for a protein of 597 amino acids. Gene Ontology annotation, molecular function: cytoskeletal protein binding.
GAGGCGAGGGAGGGCCCCGCCCGCCGCGCCCUGGCUGCCAGGCAUGUGUGGCCGCAGGCACCGGUGGACGAGGGGCUGAGCCGCGCCCGGUGUCCAGGGACAGCCGAGUGUUGGGUGUCCUCUCAGGCGAGCGCCGCCGGCCCUCGGCCUCCCGCUCGCUGCUUCCCCGGGCCGCGGUGCAUGUUCGCUUCCUGUCACUGUGUGCCGGGAGGUAGGAGGACCAUGAAAAUGAUCCACUUUCGGAGCUCCAGCGUCAAAUCGCUCAGCCAGGAGAUGAAAUGCACCAUCCGGCUGCUGGACGAUUCCGAGAUAUCCUGCCACAUCCAGAGGGAGACCAAAGGGCAGUUUCUUAUCGACCACAUCUGCAACUACUACAGCUUGCUGGAGAAGGACUACUUUGGCAUCCGCUAUGUGGACCCAGAUAAGCAGAGGCACUGGCUUGAACCUAACAAGUCCAUCUCCAAGCAAAUGAAAUCUCAUCCACCAUAUACCAUGUGCUUUAGAGUGAAAUUCUACCCUCAUGAACCCUUGAAGAUUAAAGAAGAGCUCACAAGGUACCUUUUGUACUUGCAAAUUAAAAGAGAUAUUUUUCACGGCCGAUUGCUGUGCUCCUUCUCUGAUGCUGCCUACCUGGGUGCCUGUGUCGUUCAAGCUGAGCUGGGGGAUUACGAUCCUGAUGAGCAUCCUGAGAAUUACGUCAGCGAGUUUGAAAUUUUCCCGAAGCAAUCCCAGAAGCUGGAACGAAAAAUCAUGGAGAUUCAUAAAAAUGAACUCAGAGGCCAGAGCCCACCGGUUGCUGAAUUUAACUUGCUCCUGAAAGCUCACACGUUGGAAACCUAUGGGGUGGAUCCUCAUCCGUGUAAGGAUUCAACAGGCACCACAACAUUUUUAGGAUUCACUGCAGCAGGCUUUGUGGUGUUCCAGGGAAAUAAGAGGAUCCACUUGAUAAAAUGGCCAGAUGUCUGCAAAUUGAAGUUUGAAGGGAAGACGUUUUAUGUGAUUGGCACCCAGAAGGAGAAAAAAGCCAUGCUGGCAUUCCACACUUCAACACCAGCUGCCUGCAAACAUCUUUGGAAGUGUGGGGUGGAGAACCAGGCCUUUUAUAAGUAUGCAAAAUCCAGUCAGAUCAAGACGGUAUCCAGCAGCAAGAUAUUUUUUAAAGGAAGUAGAUUUCGAUAUAGUGGUAAAGUUGCCAAAGAAGUGGUUGAGGCAAGUUCCAAAAUCCAGAGGGAGCCUCCUGAGGUGCACAGAGCCAACAUCACACAAAGCCGCAGUUCCCACUCCCUGAACAAACAGCUCAUCAUUAACAUGGAGCCCCUGCAGCCAUUGCUUCCUUGCCCAAGUGAGCAGGAGGAGGAACAACCUCUGGGUGAGGGUGUCCCUUUGCCCAAAGAGGAUGAACUUCCUGCUCCCCUGACUGCCAGUUCUCCAGUGAAGGAAGCCCGGGAAUAUGAAGAUUCCCCAAGCGAAGAGGAAGAUAAAAUGAAAGAAGAGCCCUUAACCAUCUCCGAACUCGCGUACAACCCCAGUGCCAGCCUGCUCCCGACCCCUGUGGGUGACGACGAGAUUGACAUGCUGUUUGACUGUUCGUCCAGGCUGGAGCUGGAAAGAGAAGACACAGACUCCUUUGAGGACCUGGAAGCGGAUGAAAACGCCUUUCUGAUCGCAGAGGAAGAGGAGCUGAAGGAGGCUCGACGGGCUUUGAGCUGGAGCUAUGACAUUCUCACCGGCCACAUUCGGGUGAACCCGCUGGUCAAGAGUUUUUCCAGGCUCCUUGUGGUGGGCCUGGGACUGCUGCUCUUUGUAUUCCCCCUGCUCCUCCUCCUUUUGGAGUCAGGUAUUGAUCUCUCCUUCUUAUGUGAAAUCCGCCAGACACCAGAGUUUGAGCAGUUUCACUAUGAGUACUACUGUCCUCUAAAGGAGUGGGUGGCGGGGAAGGUCAACCUCGUGCUCUACAUGCUGGGCUGUUCCUGAAUCUUGGUCUCGCCAGACUAAGGGCUAUAUUCAAUAAGAGUGAUGCUUUUCUCGGUCCGUGCCUGGUUCUGAAUGGUCACAGGGCUGUCAGCAGGUGUUCCUUACUCAUAACCAUAGAUCUGAACCCUUAGGUUGACUUUCCAUAAAUCAUGGCACUUAAGUAAGUUCAAAUCAAGGAUAGUUAUUUUAGUUUCAGGUCAGGCAUAUGACCUUUAAAUAACCAAAAAUAUGUUUAUUUUAUUGUAGUGUAGACAAACUCUUUACGUAUUAUAUCACCAUACAUAAUUCAUUGGCCUGAAUUAAUUUUUUCUCUUCCUAAUAGUUGGCAUUAGUAUAAGCUCUGAGGUUCAGAAUCAGAAUUUUAGUAAAAAUACAAGGAACGGCUUUUGAAUAUAAUCCUUAGCGGAAAAAAUUCUAACCAAUGCCUAUACAACUCAAUUUAUGCUGGGUUUUACUUUAUGUUUUUUUUAAACUAUUUUUAUGUGUUCAAACUAUUUUGGUAAAUUUUUAGCAAAAAAAAAAGCCUCUUGGAGUUAUUUAAGUAUACAGAUUGUAAGACUAAUGCACACAGGUAUAUUGGGACUUUUUUAAUGUUUUGGCACUGGUUUGUUUUUUAAACUAUUUUUGGCUGAACAAUCCUAUAAUUUGUUAUUACGUUUGCAUAGGAAAAAAGAAAAUGGAUGGACAGUGUAGCAAGUGGGCUCCCAGAAGAGAUAGUGGAGGUAGAGGUUGAGAGCGUUCAGUGGACACAAGGGUCCAUUUUGCAAAGUGCUUGGACGUGAUGAGUUGGUGUCUUCCUUUACAUUCUGUCCGUAUAAUUUAGCCGGGGAAAGUAUGAUAUUCUAAAAAGAGAGUAAAACUUUAAAGGAGAAAAUGGUGAAAAGAUAUGCCAGUUAAUUACAUAUUAUUGUACAUUAACCUGAGUGGAAGCAGAUGGGAAUUGGGCAAGUGGAAAAAGCAGCAGAGUCCUGUGAGGCUGGCAGGCAAGUCCUGGUAGGCAAGGGAGGGUGAUGCCUGGUGUUCAGUGAUGAGAAGAACAGUGCAAUUGUCGUCAGUUGACAUGGCUGUGUUUCAGUGGAUCUAAAUAAAAGUGGAGAAACUCUAA